CGCCACCGCCACCGCCACCGCCGCCACCGCCGUCAGUCACUAUCUCAGUGACUCCGGUCAUAGUGACUCCGGUCACAUUGACUCCGACCUAAGUGUCUCCGGCCUCAGUGACUUCCGGCCACUGUGACUUCCGGGCACCGUGACUUCCGGGCACCGUGACUUCCGGCCACAGUGACUUCCGACCACCAUGACUACCCGGCCCACCGACCCCAGUGACUGCCCGUCCACCGACCACAGUGGACGCCAGAAAGUUUUCUGUCGUCUCCCCACCAGCAACAACACUCUACCCAUCCUCCUACCUAGCCAAAAAUGCCACCGCCACCCUGCCCGUCCCCCAGCCACCGCAGCUGCAACGUCCACUGCCGCCGCAACGUCCACUGCUGCCACCCCUUCCCCGUCCACAACCCUAACUUGUAUCCAACCCCCUCCCCUCACCACACCACAGGUACCGCCACUGCCCAUCACACACCAUCGUGACCCACCACCGUCGUGGCGUCGCCGCAUCACCCCCAACCCCCUCCCUGAUCUUCCCAAUCCCAUCAUUGACCUUCCAAGCCCCCUCCCCAACCUUCCCAGCCCCCUGUGCCGCGACCCCAACCAGGCCGUCAUCCAACGCCGCCCACAAGUACCUCAAACCUAACUGUAGCCACUGUAGCCCACCACCCAGAUUCAACCGUAGAAAGAAGAAGAAGAAGGGGACCGCGACAGAGAUGGAAAACGACGAGAGGCGAGAAGGAACUUCGUGACCUUUGUCAGAUCUGGAAACGGUGGAGAGUGGAGAAGCUUCAUCAGAUCUAGGAGUGGAAAACGGCGAUCUUCGGCAAGGCUUCGUCUGAUCCGGGAGCGGAAGGCUUCGAUUAAGUGCAAAGAGAAGUCUGAGGGCGGAUGAUUCGACGGAGCGGAAGUCUUCGACGGUCGAUUUGUCCAGUGCAGAAGUCUUCGACGGAGCGCAGAGAGAAAUAGAGGUCAGACCAGACGACGGAGGAACGGAGCGACGGAGCUGGGGAGCGGCAGAGACGAAGAUGAAGGUGUUGCCAUGGAAUGGCGUUUGAAAUCGCCGGAUAGCGUUGAAGAAGGCUCUCGAUGCAGGGAAGAAGGUCUCGAUGAAGGUCUGGUGUGGGAAAGAAAAUAACGGGAGAGUUACUUUUUGGGGAAAAUCAAAAUAGUCAUAUUUUUGGAAUUGGAAACUUGAGCAGUAUCAUUGAUGCCAUUUUUUCUAAGUAGUAAUGUUUAACUUUUUUUAUUGUACUUAC
Cuscuta europaea is the source of this 1253-nucleotide messenger RNA. Lineage: Eukaryota; Viridiplantae; Streptophyta; Magnoliopsida; Solanales; Convolvulaceae. The record is from the annotation of a GenBank genome assembly.